AUGGCGCAAGACGAAAGCGCGAGAAUACUUUGCGCCAAUGCGCCAGGUGUUGCCCCGAGGGUCAAUUCAAGACCGAAUUCCACAGCAGCGGUCCCGUCCUUGUCGAAUGAUAGCGCUUCCUCGCGCUCAACACCAUCGUGCUUGUCGUUGCGUACUAUGUGGGCAUCGGGAAUCAUCGGUAGUGGUAUUUUGGAAGAAGACGAUACGGGGGCCCUUGUCUUACCCCCUGACCAUGCCAUCCAACGGCAUGUCCGUUCUCCUUCUCCACCGUCUUCACCUCUUUCCCACCAACAGCAGAUAUAUAUCUGCCUUUUCCACAUCCUCGACUGUCAUGAUACAUUCGACGAUUGUGAGCAAUGGAAGACACAUGUUUUAAGCCACUUUCGUACGCAUGAACCACCGGACACGGCCCGUUGCCCUUUGUGUCCCGCAGAGCGGUUCACUAGCACUCCUCAUCAAAGAGCCUGGGAUCUUAUGCUCAAGCAUGUGGAUGUAGCCCACUAUCAACAGGGCCAGAGUCUCGCAGGAAGUCGGCCCGAUUUCGAACUCAUGCGGUAUCUUUAUAACCAAAGAGUGAUCAGUGUUGAUCAGUUCAAGGCGAUGCAGCUUGCACCCCAGCCAUCUAGCCCAGCAUAUCAUCGGCGGCAGGACACGGUCCGUGCGAGUGUCGGUUCAUCGGAUGAGCCAUACUGCGUCCCAUACAGCCGACGACGAGAGGACCGGCUGCGAGGACAGCGACGAGGUUUCAAUGUCUCGUAG
Molecule: messenger RNA, 759 nt
Organism: Aspergillus mulundensis
Lineage: Eukaryota; Fungi; Ascomycota; Eurotiomycetes; Eurotiales; Aspergillaceae
Exons: 1
Coding region: 1-759 (252 amino acids)
Source: RefSeq, a predicted model, not a curated record